Octodon degus (degu) is the source of this 2889-nucleotide messenger RNA. RefSeq names its product protein kinase cAMP-dependent type II regulatory subunit beta (gene Prkar2b). The coding region runs from base 1 to 1140 and encodes 379 amino acids. The record is from RefSeq and is a predicted model, not a curated record. NCBI's taxonomy places the organism in Eukaryota, Metazoa, Chordata, Mammalia, Rodentia, Octodontidae. The transcript is spliced from 12 exons. Gene Ontology annotation, biological process: regulation of protein phosphorylation. Gene Ontology annotation, cellular component: cAMP-dependent protein kinase complex. Gene Ontology annotation, molecular function: cAMP-dependent protein kinase regulator activity.
AUGGUUUAUAAUCAUUGUCUUCGUGGGACUAAUAAACACAUGACACUUGGACAGUACUUUCCAGAUGUCAUUCCAUCUCGGAAUGCUGUUCCCGCGCAGAAGCCAAAACUGUCCUUAGGUACCACAUUUGGUCUUGGGCAAAAAGAGGUGAAAAGAGUUCCUGUUGGCACCGUGGAGAGCUCGCAGUCAGCUCCAGCAAUAAACAGAUUCACGAGGCGUGCCUCAGUGUGUGCCGAAGCGUACAACCCUGAUGAGGAGGAGGAUGACGCCGAGUCCCGGAUUAUACAUCCAAAAACCGACGAUCAAAGAAAUAGAUUACAAGAAGCUUGCAAAGACAUCCUGCUGUUUAAGAACCUGGAUCCGGAGCAGAUGUCUCAAGUAUUAGAUGCCAUGUUUGAAAAAUUGGUCAAAGAAGGGGAGCAUGUAAUUGAUCAAGGAGAUGACGGUGACAACUUUUAUGUAAUUGAUAGAGGAACCUUUGAUAUUUAUGUAAAAUGUGAUGGCGUUGGAAGAUGUGUUGGUAAUUACGACAAUCGUGGGAGUUUUGGCGAACUGGCCUUAAUGUACAAUACACCCAGAGCGGCUACAAUAACUGCUACCUCUCCUGGUGCUCUGUGGGGUUUGGACAGGGUAACCUUCAGGAGAAUAAUUGUAAAAAACAAUGCCAAAAAGAGAAAGAUGUAUGAAAGCUUUAUUGAGUCACUGCCAUUCCUUAAAUCUUUGGAGGUUUCUGAACGCCUAAAAGUGGUAGAUGUGAUAGGCACCAAAGUAUACAACGAUGGAGAACAAAUCAUUGCUCAGGGAGACUUGGCUGAUUCUUUUUUCAUUGUAGAAUCUGGAGAAGUGAAAAUUACUAUGAAAAGAAAGGGUAAAUCAGAAGUGGAAGAGAAUGGUGCAGUAGAGAUCGCCCGAUGCUCUCGGGGCCAGUACUUCGGAGAGCUUGCGCUGGUAACGAACAAGCCUCGAGCCGCUUCUGCGCAUGCCAUCGGGACGGUCAAAUGCUUAGCUAUGGAUGUGCAAGCAUUUGAAAGGCUUUUGGGACCUUGCAUGGAAAUUAUGAAAAGGAACAUUGCCACCUAUGAAGAACAAUUAGUCGCCCUGUUUGGAACAAACAUGGAUAUUGUUGAACCUACUGCAUGAAGCUAACGUACGGAGCAAGAAGACCUGUAGUGACAGAAUUACACAGUAGUGGUUAGUCCACUGAGAAUGUGUUUGUGUAGAUGCCAAGCAUUUUCUGUGAUUUCGGGUUUUUUUCCUUUUUUUACAUUUACGAUGUAUCAGUAAACAGUAGUGAUUUAAUAGUCGAUAGGCUUUAACAUCACUUUCUGAUGAGUAGUUAAUACAAAAUCAGCAUAUUGAUAAAAUGACUUUCUACGCCACAAAAUUAUUUGAAAGUUUUAUUUAAAUGAUUGUAAUAUAUUGAAAGUACCCAUGUUUAAGAAGAUAAUUAAAAAUACUAUCUUAGGCAGUAUGUGUUUGACUUACUCAAAUGAAUAUUACAUUAGUGACUGCCCGUGGAAGAGGGCAUCAUGCUCCACAGCGCGGCACCUUGUUCUUUUUAUAAUACAUUAUAUAGUAAAAUUUUAAUCAUUUUCAUUUUAAAGUUUUCCUGGCUUGAUAAGUUGUGUGUUAGCCUUGGCCCGUGGGUGAAAUGGUAUGAAACAUCAUAUGCAAUUUUAAGACUUUUUAUAUUUUUGCAAUAACAUACAUUUUGACUUCUUUGGCAUAAUGUCAGUAACCAGUGUAUUCCAGUGGUUUUAAGGACUGGCAAUUUAGCUAUUACGAUAGAAAAAGUCUUUUAAAGAUGAGAGUUCAUUAAUGCAUUAUUUUCCUCAUUAAACCUAUAUAUUUCUGCUUUCCUUUUUCAUUCUGUAACUUGCUAUAUUCUUUAUCUUUAAUUUUGACAUUUAAUGUCAAAAAGUUUUUUAAAGCUAUUUGAACUUGUUAAACCUGGUUUUUAUUGUCUUCUAAAAGCCCAAGAGAUUACACUUAAAAACAACCCUCCUUACUAAAUACAUGUACAUGUCUGCAUAAUCGCGUUCUUCACACAAUCUGCUGCUGUGGGUUCCUGGUCUUCCCCUGUGGUUGCCAGCCCACAGACUCGGCAGCAGCCAGUGUGGUUCAUCCGCCUCCCCCCGCAGAAAAAUUCUUCAAAGGUGGUAGGAAUAAAAUUUUAUGAGCGAAACCAUGUAUAACCAUAAAAGGAAUUUCUGCCCAUACCAAAUAAACCAUUAAGCUUUGCCAACUGCUUUAUGCCAACUCCCACUUAAAAAGUACAGAAAACUUAAAACUUCUGGGUUUUCCUUGACCAAUGACAUGCUCAUUGAAGAUGCCAUAGAGGAUAAAUUAAAUUAUAUUCAACCAAAACAAUAUACUCUGAUUCUUAGGCAAUGACCCAGAGUCUAUAGAUAUUACUCCCAGGUAGUUGUUUGCUUUUAAAUGGGCAAUUUCAUUUUGGGAAAUAUGUUUCAGAAGAAUAUACAUGGGUAAAAUUAUUUUGUGACUAUUAUAGUCUUAUUAGAUAAUGUUUAUGGUCCUACUUGUAUAUGAAAACAUGGCUAGAAUGUUAAUUGGAUAAUGUAUAUAUAACAAAUUAAAGUAUGUAAAUUGUAACUUCAGCCACAUUUUAGAAAACUGUUUAUUAUCUUUGCCAAAACCUUCUUGUCGAAUGUGAAAGUCUCUCUACAUGAGGAGAUCUUGUUUACUAUUUUAGAUUUUAAAAGCCAUGUCUGUUAAGGAAAAAUACAAAGAAAAAAGCCUACCCAAACUUCUUGUUCAUCAUUCUGUAUUCAUUAUUCACUUUUUCAGGUUUAUCUCUUUUGUUGCAUAAUCUGAUUGUUAAUUAGUCAUGGAACAGUAAAUAAAUGCCUGUUUAAUAAAGAACUCUGA